This is a messenger RNA of Lepisosteus oculatus (spotted gar), 6009 nucleotides long. It is a transcript of the gene secisbp2l, whose product is annotated as SECIS binding protein 2-like. Gene Ontology annotation, molecular function: ribonucleoprotein complex binding; mRNA 3'-UTR binding; selenocysteine insertion sequence binding. Gene Ontology annotation, biological process: selenocysteine incorporation. Lineage: Eukaryota; Metazoa; Chordata; Actinopteri; Semionotiformes; Lepisosteidae. The record is from RefSeq and is a predicted model, not a curated record. Gene Ontology annotation, cellular component: ribonucleoprotein complex.
CCUGACAGCUAGCGCUUCACGCCGCGGCGGAGGGAGUGUCGGACUACUUUUGUACCAGCAGAGCCACCGUCCCAGAUGACUCUCCGCCCCCCUUUAAUUUCCCCCCUGUGCUUCUUCGGUAGAAACUCAUUUUUUUUCCAUUGCAGGAACUGAGUGGUGGAGCUGCUGCUGUCAGAGCUGCACAGGCUGGGUGUGUUUCAACACGGAGAUUGAAAUUGACAAUGAAGAAAAUAGCCGCGGUGUCCUGACAGCCCAUCACGCACUCGGAGUGGAUCUGUCACGCCAACCAUGGACACCAGCGACAAUAAGGAUGUGAAGCUCUCUGCCGAAGUGGAGCCCUUUGUGCCACAGAAGAAAGGCCUGGAGUCGGCGCUGGUGACGAUGAGCCUGCCUGGGGACGGGGCCGGGGGGAGCAGUGCUGGGGGGGCAGAGCCCACGGCAAUCCCCAGCUAUCUCAUCACCUGCUACCCCUUUGUACAGGAAAACCAGCCUAACAGGCAACUUCCCUUGUACAACGGAGACCUCAGAUGGCAGCAGCCCAACCCUGGCCCUGGCGGCCCCUAUCUGGCCUAUCCCAUCCUGCCAUCCCCCCAGCCCGCCGUGUCCAGCGACUACACGUACUACCAGAUCAUGCCAGCGCCCUGCCCCCCGAUGAUGGGCUUCUACCAGCCCUUCCCUGCGCCCUACGCGGCGCCGGUUCCGGCAGCCGGCAUGGUCAGCGCCGUGGCGGCGGACUGCGGAGACCGCCCCGCCCCCCCCAGCCAGGCCUUCCCCGCGGCCGGCCAGAGAGGAAGGGGGGUCAUCCGGCCCGCGGUGCUGCCCAAGCAGCUCCCUCAGCCCAUAAGAAGUAAGAGGCCUCCAAUGAGGAGCGUUGCGGUUCAAAAGGAGAUCAGUUCCUCUGGUCCAGACGGCAGAUCAAAGACUGUGCUUUUAGUGGACGCUUCCCAGCAGACAGACUUCCCGGGAGAAAUCGCCAGCAAGUCCCUGUUGGAAAGGGCCAGCCCCCUGCCGUGGAAGUCGAAGGCGCGGCGGAGGAGGGCGUCGCAGCCAGCGGGGGAGUCCUCCAGCGAGCAUGGCGCCAGCGAGGCGGACAUCGACAGCGACAGUGGCUACUGCAGCCCCAAGCACAACCAGGCCGCCGGCCCGGCCUCCAGGACCACGGACUCCGCUGCCACCGCGGGCGGGGAGUCUGGAGUUGCGACAGCUGUCAGCUGGGUCAAUGUCGCCUCUCAGGUGACUCAGAAAAACUGGAUGGACAGGAGUUCGGCCUUUCUUAGGGCUGGUAGAGGAACUGAUCUAAGAAACUACACACAGGCUGGCUAUCGAGGCCGCGCACCGAGCACCUCCUGUGAGAGAGGGCCAGCCCUGCAGACCAGGAGGCCACAUGUCAACCGGCCGCCGGAGGCUGCACACAGCGCAGAGCUGUAUUUCGAGGAUGAAGAUGAGUUUCCUGAACUGGUUUCUGGAGGAAAUGCUUUGAAGAUUAGGAAUGAGCAAAUACAACCAAAAUUACCCAAAAACAUUCUGGAGAACCUGCCUGAGAACUCUCCCAUUAGCAUCGUGCAGACUCCCAUCCCCAUCACCACCUCCGUGCCCAAGCGAGCCAAGAGCCAGAGGAAGAAGGCGCUGGCCGCGGCGCUGGCCACAGCGCAAGAGUACUCGGAGAUCAGCAUGGAGCAGAAGAAGCUACAGGAGGCGCUGACCAAGGCGGCGGGGAAGAAGAGCAAGACUCCGGUGCAGCUCGAUCUGGGCGACAUGCUGGCUGCCCUGGAGAGACAGCAGCAGGCCAUGAAGGCUCGCCAGCUCACCAACACCAAGCCCCUCUCGUACACAGUUGGGACCACUGCCCCCUUUCAGUCAAAGGACUCGGGCAACAAAAUGUCUGUGAUAAAGAGUCAGCCCUAUACUCCUCCUCACAACAUCCUGGACUCCACCGCCCCCCGAAUGAAGCGAGGCAAGGAGAGAGAAAUUCCCAAGGUCAAACGACCGACUGCACUUAAAAAGAUCAUUUUGAAGGAAAGGGAAGUGAAGAAAGGCAAGUACUCUCUCGACCACAGUGUCCUGGGCCCAGAGGAGCAGGCAGAUGGAGAGCUGCGUUUUACUGAUGACCAGAGCCAUGAAGGAGUGUCACAGGAGGAAAAUGGCCUGAGCAUGCCCAGCGAUGCCUCUCUCUCGCCGGCCAGCCAGAACUCUCCAUACAGCAUCACCCCUGUGUCCCAGGGCUCUCCGGCCAGCUCUGAGAUAGGAAGCCCAAUGACGGCCUUGGCCAUCACCAAAAUCCACAGCAGGAGGUUCCGAGAGUACUGUAACCAGGUCCUGAGCAAGGAGAUCGAUGAAAGCGUGACACUGCUUCUGCAGGAGCUCGUGCGCUUUCAGGAGCGCGUGUACCAGAAAGACCCCGCCAAGGCCAAAGCCAAGAGGAGGCUGGUGAUGGGCCUGAGAGAGGUCACCAAGCACAUGAAGCUGCAGAAGAUCAAGUGCGUCAUUAUCUCUCCCAACUGUGAAAAAAUCCAGUCCAAAGGGGGUCUGGAUGAGGCCCUGUACAAUGUUAUUGCCAUGGCCAGAGAGCAGGAGAUCCCGUUCGUGUUUGCACUGGGCCGGAAAGCUCUAGGCCGCUGUGUCAACAAACUGGUUCCCGUCAGCGUUGUAGGAAUCUUCAACUUCUCUGGGGCCGAGGGCUUAUUUAAUAAGCUAGUGUCACUCACAGAGGAAGCCAGAAAGGCUUACAAGGACAUGGUUUCAGCACUGGAGCAGGAGCAGGCAGAGGAGGCGUUGAAGAAUGUCAAGAAGGUGCAUAACCACAUGGGCCAUUCUCGAAACCCCUCGGCCGCCAGCGCAAUCUCCUUCUGCAGCGUCAUCUCCGAGCCCAUCUCCGAAGUCAACGAGAAAGAAUAUGAAACCAAUUGGAGAAGCAUGGUGGAGUCUUCGGAUGGCCUGGAGGCCCUGGAGAGUGAGAGAGAGCCCCCAGGCAAGACAGCUGGCAGCGAGAGUGUAAACAACGCAGCUGCUGAUGCAGAGAGUCAGGCGUCAGCCCUGUCCCUCCCGUCCACCCCUACGGUGACCUCCGCGCCCCCCGCCUGCCAGCCAGGGAAACCUGGGGUGGCCGUGCUGGAGAAAGAAGAAGGGAGACCCGAUGACACGUUGGAGUGGGCCUCCCAGCAGAGCACGGAGACCGGGUCGCUAGACGGCAGCUGUCGGGACCUGCUCAGCUCCUCCAUCACCAGCACCGCCAGCACCCUGGUGCCUGGCAUGCUGGAGGAAGGGGAGGACGAAGACGAGGAGGACGAAGAGGAGGAUUACACCCCUGAGCCCAUCUCAGUGGAGGUCCCCCUGACCAGUCGGAUCGAGUCUUGGGUCACCGAGGCGCAAAAGACGCUGGAAAAUCUGCAGCUGGGCAAGAACCAGGACAGCGCCGAGGAGGAGGAGGGCGGGCCCAGCGAGGAGGAAGAGCUAGAGAGCUCCGAACAGACGGAUCCUGUGCUCGACCACAAAGAACAGCCACUGGAGCCCAAGAGCGUACCCUGUUGACGGUCCCCCCCCCCCCACCACCUCUCCCGGGAAAACCAGCCUCUCCGACUCGGGAGAAUGGUUGCGCUUGUUUUUCUGAACUGCGACGCCAGUUUCACAUCCGUUAACUCAGGAAACCUGCAAAAACCAACAAACAAGAAUGAAAGGCAUGUUGACAAAGUUUUCACCUUCGUUUUCGAUAAAAGGACUCUUUCUCUCCACUAUAGGGAACUCUGUUUCAGUUUUUGCUCCUUUUGAGCUUUUAUUAUUGCCGUAUUCUGAGGACGAUGGUCAAAAUCAUGUUGUACACCAGAACCUUGCAGUGAUGCAGUAGUCGGUGUGUGUAUGUGUAUGUACAUAUGUAAAAAAUUGUUCUUCACUUGUCAAUUUUUAAAUAGUUUAGAGUAACCUAUAUCUUGGCAUUCUAAGAGGAAAAAACAUUUUUUACUCUGAAAUACUUAAUCACUUAUGUUCCUAGAUUAUUUUAGUUCAUUAGCACAUUAACAUAGGUAUUUCUGUAUUUAUUCAUUACUUGCACAUCAAGGUAAAAUUAUAUGUAUGGUGUUGCACUUUGUUUCAGGAACAUUUUCCUUGGGUGCAAAAUCUCCAAUUGAUGUUUAUAAAUGGCGUACAACAAAGUAAUAUGCAGAUGUGAUCAACUGCAAACUUUCAGAAGGGCAUGAAGAAUUAUUUAUGGUAAUCUUCUGAUGAGGAUAGUUCUUGUUCCAAAUUAUUGUUAGUGAAACACCGCUAUUAUCCUCUUACCUCAAUAUCUGAACAUUGAAAUACAGACUGCUGUGUUUAUGAAUGUCUGUGUAUGUGUAUAUAUAAUUACACAUACAGAGAGGAAGGUCUUGAGCUUAAAUAUGAUCUUAUUGGCUGAAAGUAACCGUGUGAUCUAAUGUUAACAAUCAGUGUUUCCACAUUAAUUUAUAACGUUUCUUUUUAUUAACUAAUCUUUCAUUGUAGAACUAAUGGAGAUAGGAAGAUGGCCAUUCCACCUAUUUUCUACAGAACAGAAGUUUGCGGUGUAUUAGGUCUUUGCUUUUACACUGCAAACAAAUCAGGUCCACUUGAGUAAUUGUUUCACUUGCAACUGUUGUAAAUCAAAAAUAUACAACGUAUAGAAAUACUAAGCUUUUUUGGGGUAUGUUGUGAAGUUCUUAUACUUAAAUCUCUAUUUUUGAAAUGCAGAUCCUGAAUUAAUAAAAAAAUAUUAAAGUUGAAGCUAAACCUUUUGAACAAAAUCUUCAUGUACAUAAAAUGUAUAGGUGGCUCUAAUAUCCCAUAACCUGUAAUUUAUUAUUUUGGUGUUUAAAAGCUGGGGUAAUAUAUUGCAUGAGUCAUUUUUACUAUUCUUGAUCCUUUUGUAACAUUUUUCCAUUCCUAUAUAUACAAACACUUGGUGUCAUACUCUGGGGUAGAUUUGUUUUAGAGUUUUCACAAAGCAUGUUCAGUAUCACGAUAAAGCUUCUGUCUGUAAUUUUGGUUUACAUCACGUUUCAUACACUGUAAGUUGAUUUUUAUUUCGGAUAUACUUCAUUUGGGUGAUUGUCUAUCAAUUUGUCUGGUUUGGAGUGUAGACAAUGUGCUAGUGUUAUGAAUCUGUGUGGCAGCACGGCUGACUGCAAGUAUGAUCCCUUGCAAAAGGCCUCCGUUUACUCUUGAAAUCUGUUCACUUGGCAGGAAUAAAAGGAAGGGUUUCUUACUUGCACAUAGUGAUGGAGCUGUGAGUUCAGAACAGGACUGCUUCUGUUGCUUAUGGACCUCUGUCACAGGUUUUUAAUAUCCCUUAGUGAAUGAUUAAGCUCUGCCUAUUACCUUGUCUUUCAGUUUCCACCUUUACACUUACCACCACUUGCACAAUCUGAGGUGUGUUAAUUAAAAAGUAAUUUGUCUUUUAAGAUUGUAAUUUUUCACUGAUCCUGAUUUUUUGCUUGUAUGACUCCACUGUUCUAGAUGCAGUGCAAGUUCAGAAAGUAUAAAAAAAUAAUAAAAAUAGAUAAUUUUAAAAAAUGCAAAUUUUUACUUAAUUUCUAUUACUUAAUAAAUAGUAUUAAUUUGUUUUGUAUGGAAAAAUUGCCAGUUUUGGAUGAUGGACUUUUCUUCGUUUGACUUAUAAAGUUUUGAAUUGAGUUCCCAUGGAUGGGGAGGGAAAAUAUUUUUUUUCCACAGCUUACUAAUGUUUUCCAGGGAAAAACAGCAAAAGGUUUUUUUAAAAAAAGUCAUAAAUUCAGUCCAGCUGGUUAUGUUAAAAUAGCUUUGGUGUACACUUUAAAUUUAUCACAUUAUACUUUGAUAACAGGAUCAUUGAAAGGCAGAAGUUUCCAUAUCCAUUUAUGAUGAAGGAUUUUAUUGUUGGAUGAAUGGUACUGUAUUUGUUCCCAUGCUGUCAUUUUUUUACAAUGUGUGCAUAAUUAGUAAUAAUAGCAACUGCAUCAUUUGCACUAUGUAAAUACUAGUAAACUUCUUUCUGUAACUAAUAAAAUGUGAAAAACUGUU